UCUGGAUACAACAUAUCACAACACAGAAGUGUUUGAAUACUAUUUUGUACACAAUUUAUCAAAAUGGAACGUAAUAUCGUACUUUUACAUCUUCCAUUAGCUUAUGAUUUUGAUAGCAAUGGAUGAAAUUAAUUAUUGGAAUCUAACCAAUUGCCGUUGCCAAAACACAGACCAUCGUUGUGGAGACUUUUACCAGAACGGCGUUGAGCCUUUUAUCAUACCCACAUGGGGUUAUUGGCUUUUUGCAGUAGUGUAAUUACAUAUAAAUUGGGGUAUGUAUCACGAGUUAACAGGACUACGUGUAGUUGUCCUGUUGCGGUAGUGCUCCCAGGAAGACAGGCCCAAUCAUACACAGUAGCCUAUUCCACCAGUACGGAGUAUCGCAGACGGCAAAAAGCCACUCACACAGUUGCUAUUUUACUAUAUAGGUCAGCUUCAUACAAUUUCUGUGCGCCUCGUCUGGUUGGCGGUGUGGUAUCUCAUCAGUUGUAAUAGUCUACUACGGUCAGGCACACGCAGAUCGUGAGCGGACCCCACACUUGACCAAUGUAAUACAGUAAAUCGACUUAGCGUGGAAAUAUACGUUUAGAAGCACUAACGACAAAGAAAGUGUAGUGUGUAACAAUAGAGCCGACUAGUUGAGUGCCUUGCGGUUUUUGUCGUGUAUAUAUACAGUAUAUAUCCGGAAUCAAUGGGACAACUAAUUAGGUGGUCUCUGGUCGCUCACCUGUCCACAGACAGAGACUAGUGUGCUCACAUCGAUCCGUCUGUCUCUGUAGCACGUGUUUUGGCCCGCGAUGCCUCUCUCUUUUGUGUUGUUUUAAUAGAGUGUAGUUGGUCAUUUAUUAGCGAGGUGUAUACAGGUUAGCGGUCUGGCCGCUAUCUCCGCAGUUUUAUUGGAGUGUAAAAGCCGCAUACGUCAGACUGGAGUACAGCCAUGGUGCAUCAGUUGAAAUCACUUUGAUUUUCAAAGUAGCAUGACACCAGCACACAUCGACUUUUAUCCUUCUCCAAAGCUACACGUGUGAUGCCGUAACCGGCUCAGGACACUUCGGAUAGACCUCUACAGCUGAUCAUGGGAACCGGUGGUGUCCAGAAAGGUCUACUACUGCACGUGAAGUGGUAAACACGACACGGGAAGACACGUUAAGAUACCUAAAGUGGUAAACACGAAACGGGAAGACAAGUGAAGUUACGUGACGUGAUGAACACGACACGAGAAGACAUGUGGGGCUACGUGAAGUGGUAAACACGACACGGGAAGACAUGUGGGCCUACGUUAAGUGUACUUCGGGUAGUUGAUUCAUGAUAAUCCAUGAUAUGCAUAUGUGUGUGCGAAAUAUGGAUGGAAAAGUUAUAUUAAUGCUGCCGUGUAAUGCACGUGAUUUAAUUUGUACAGAUAGGAACCAUAUCGAGGAUACAUUCGUAUGUGCUGUGUUGAAGGAGAAACAAUACAUCUGUGGAAAUGUAUCAAAUAUAGACGGUAUUGAGUUCCCUGUCCAAUGCAAUUCAUAGGAAUAGCAGGUUCACCAUGGUACGACCGCUCGACCCCUCCAAUGGCUGCUGUACCGGACUGCUCACCGACCUCAUCGUCCUCCUUGUGAUCCUCCUGCACGUGCGAAGGGGCGUCGCCUCCGAAUGGCCCGAAUUCGACGUCUUUUAUGACACGAAGGUUAUACCCGAGGACAACGAAGUCACUGCCUAUUUAUUUAGAAACGAGAUAGAAAGCGUGUUUUUCCUGCCUGACGAUGAAACACCAGUGAGUAUCAGCGUCAUCCCGUGUGCAUCAGCGUUAGAAUGGAACGUCACCUACUCUACGUACAACAAAAGUGAACGAGGAGGGCGUCAUUAUUACAACCACACGGGUGCCGGAAAACACACGUUCACAUUGAGUGGCAAGUUGAUCUUCAAGAUAUCUCUACGGCCCCUUACUAGCGAUACAAGAGUUCAUUUCUUUGCAACGAAAAAACUAAAUUAUGUUGCCUACCCGGCGCUUCCCAAUGACUACAAAGUAGAAGGAGCUGAGGUACAGCGACGGCGGAUUUCCGUGUCGUGGAAGCCGAGCCCAGAGGAGACGCCCUAUGACAAUAUCAUCACUUACUGUGUUGCUAUUAGUAAGGGCAGAUCCUAUCCUACACACUGCUCGCUAAAUGCACAUUUAUAUGGAGACAGUUAUAUGAAGCCGCCUGUAGGCGCUGGAUUCGGAUUCGCAAAGGAGAAAAGGCGUUUUAGAGAAAUGGAGAGAAAGGCGAGGCCUGUGAAAGCUGCAAAGCGAGGACAAAUAGUGUACAAGUGUAUCGGAAGCCGCACGAAUUAUAUUUAUACACGGGCAAAGCCUAAUACGAAGUACUUCAUAGAUGUGUACGUCAUCAAUAAUAAUACGAACCGCACCAGUUCGUAUACAGGAUUAGAGUUGAAGACAAUGAGAGGGAAAAAAGUCAAACAUCUAAAAUUCAACAAAGUAAAUAAAGUAACGUUAAGUCGACCAAAACAGAAGGAAGUGCUGAAGUUUAAAUUGACAUCGUUCACGAGUAAAGUGUUUCUUGCCAUACAUGCAUGCAAAGGAAAGGUCAAAUUUCAAGUGAUGCGAAGGGGGAAAACUAUAGUGAAUACAAGGAUAAGGAAUAUAAAGAAAAUUACUUUGAGGGAUUUGGAGCCAGAUGAUUACCUUGUGAAAAUAACUAAUUCACGGAAAGGAAAACGGAAUGUUCGAGUGUUUAUAAGCAAUAGUACUAAAGUGUUUCAACAGUACCCGGAUCUACCAAACGAUACCCGGAUACUAGUGUUCGAUGAGCAAAUCACGUGUAGCAAUGUGACAAUCGCCUGGCUAGAGGCGGGAGAAAGACAAACGUAUUGUUUAUACAAGAAAGAAAUACCCGCAAGCACCAAACGGAAACGGCGGCGAAAUAAAACGGAUUCUUGUAAAACUUCACAUGUAAAAAGUAGUACAAAAAUCACUUGUAAAAAAUUUAGUAGAAGACAUAGGAAUACUAAGACUGGAGUUACUACCUUUGAAAUAACAGGCUUAAAGCCUGACACCUCCUAUCAAUUUGACAUUGUUGUUAGUCGGCGGAAAAGACACUCAUUGCCGUACCAAAGUGUUGUUACUCAAACAAGAAGCGAGUGUUGAGACUUUCUGUGAGUGUAAGGCGAGUGCAUGGUAUAUGAUAUGUAGUUUGAAUGUUAUUCUGAAGGAGAUCUGUGAUUUUGCCACUAAGAGCGGGAAUGUAUUUCCGGACAAACUGUGUUACUGUGAUGUCUUUUUGACCUAGACUAGAUUUCCUGCCCGAGUACCUUUACUCUCCGCUAGACUUCACCAUACACCUGGCGGAGCGUAGAAAAACCAAGGCAGAUAAUCCAGGGUAUUUUUGACCAAGCUGGGGAAUACAGUCCUCGCAACACUUUGUCAUUAAUUUUCUCAGAUAUUGCCACGCGUCAGCUGAUUGGUCGGACAGGUCCCAUACAUAAAGCCCAUUGACUGUUCGAGUAGUCAUCCAUGGAAGGUCUUCAAAAUUCAACAAUAGUAUAGAAUGUAACAAAACAGGGGGUGAUGCAUAAUACGAAUAUCGAUCUGACAAAACAUUUAAGCAUUUGGUUCAAAAUACAACACAAAAUCAUAUUGACUACCCUGUGUUUUCAUUUAACGAAAUAGAGAGUGUCGGCGUUAUUUAUCACUAUAUAAAACUUCUGUAUUGGUAAAUGAUACCAUUCCGGUACAUGGUCAUGACGAUCUACUCAGUACGGGUUGUACUCUGUAUAAGGGGGAGUAACUCUUUUAUCUCCUCACUUCGAGCUAGGUUGUAACAUUCCGAACCCCUGAUAUUUGGGAGAUGUUGAGAGGAUGAAGGAAAUAAUUCAUUGGGAAGAAAUGUGAGCUAUGGUGUAUUAUUACGUUCGUUUUAGAGAAAGAUACUAAGUCCCAAUAACACCAAAUUCUGAAUAACUACUGGACUGAUGUAAGUUUAAUUUCUGAAAGACUGAUCGUUUUCUAUGAUAUUCAGAUAUUGUUACAUUGUUUUUAAUUUGACAAAAAUAUUAUUCUUGAUGCGUGCAAUACAUGUAUGAUUUGUAAAGUAUUCGAUAAAUUACACAUCCCCGCAUGUAACAACCAACGGGAAAGAGAAAAAUUAAAUAUCACUCAUUGAGAAAACUAUAGAUGGAAACCAUUGUCGAUGUUAUUUAAACCCCCAUAUACAAUGUUGUGUAUCUGUUAAUGUGGCCGCUUGUGUUACUGAGAAAAGUCUUCAUAUUAAAUGUUGUCAACACUAUACACGCGACACGUCACAUCACUCAUUGUCUUUGAAUUCAUAAGGUAAGGUAUAUCGGUAAAUGGACUACCAUGUCAAUUGGUGAAAGCAGUAUUCCGUUGGUUUGUGUUCCAUAUACGAUGCUUGUCAUUUAUAAGUAUGUUAGUGUAUAUAUAUAAAUCUACUAUGUUUUGUAUACGUUGUAGUAAGAUUCAUUGUAGUAAUAUAUUUAUAUAGGUCUUCAUUUAAUGUGAGUUAUUUUAGAAAACUACAAUGUACGUAUAGCAAUUACCUUCUAGUACUACAUUGUGGGUAUAUACAACUACAAUGUAUUAUGUACUACAAUGCAAAUGAAAAUAGUAUUUUUAUAUCAUAUUACUACAAUGUAUACUAUACAUACAGUAUGCGACUCCUGUCAUACAGUUGUAUCUCCCGGGAUAAAAACUCCAAUCUAUGCUGCCCCCUUCCCACCCCUACCCCCUCAAGUAAAUGUUGAAUGUCUUUUGACUUUGUUCUUCCACCCCACGAAGAAGGCCAUUUAUGUGAAUGUAUGGAUAAUGGUCGCUUAUUUUCAGAGUGAGAGGAAGCAUUUGUAGACUUAUGCAUUUUGUUAUGUGGUUCGUUAAAAAGUAACAUGCGGCUUCCAAGUAAUUCAUAUUUUUUCAACUUCAUCUUGGUUCCUUGACCUUUUCAUCCUUCAUUAUUCAAAGUGUUGGCUCAGUGAGUUGAGAAAUGACAGAUAAAUGGCAUUUGGAUCACAGGAAUUACCCCUUUUAUUGUAUCAGCAUUGGGAGGAAUCAUCACUGUGAACCAACGGAACCCAUAUACUGUAGAUAUUGAUCACGGAAGUCACAUCAUGAAACCGAUCAUCGCCGAUUACGUGUUUGCAAAUAUUUAUCAAACAUUCUAAUUUAUUUCUUACACAUGGUGUCAACAUAUGCUAAUUAAGUUUAGACAUCAUUGCCACUGUUGAUAUUAAAUUAAUUUCA
Molecule: messenger RNA, 5236 nt
Organism: Mizuhopecten yessoensis (Yesso scallop)
Lineage: Eukaryota; Metazoa; Mollusca; Bivalvia; Pectinida; Pectinidae
Product: protein NDNF-like
Exons: 4
Coding region: 1532-3130 (532 amino acids)
Molecular function (GO): protein binding
Source: RefSeq, a predicted model, not a curated record